UGUUUGAAAUAGACUAAUAGACGGAGGGGCACAUGUGAAUAUUUUAUAGUACUACGCGGUGUAAGAAAUCAUUGUAGUCAGAAAUUAAUAUUUGAAUAAUUCUUCUCAUCGUAUUGGUGAAAAAGGAAACAUUGAACCUGAAGUAAUACGCAGUAAACUCUUCAGUUUAUGUUUUCAUGGACAUAAUGGAAAAUCUAAGUUGCCAGUUUUGGGGAAGUGCGACAUUUGCGGAGCUUUGUUUCUAGUGGAAGAAGUGGUAGUGGUUUGCAGUCUGUAUUUAGUAUUUUUAUGUUACUUGUAAUGAAUAAAUAGCUUCAGUGUCGAAAUCUAGAAGGAACAUAAAACAUUUUAUAUGUGUUCUCAUCUGUAGAACCAUAUAUGCAUUAUUUACAAACGUUCGCAAAUAGCCCUCAAGAAUGGUAGGCUUGGCUAGCGGUGGACACCUCUACAGCCCUGCAGCAACAGCAGAAGGUUUGGCUUUUCUGUGACCAAUCAUUUCAUGAGAAACGAGUUAUUUUGAAGAUUUCCGUGUUAUGAAAAUGUGAAAAUAUGUAACUACAGAUUUAUCUAUAGUGACAAUAAUUUUAAAUUUUCUUAUAUUAAGAUGAAUGUGGUAACUUGUUAAAACUCUAAUAUUCAAGAAUAGUGGAAUAUUUUCUGCUACACUCACCAGUUUGAAGUAGGCCUAGGAAGAACUAAGGUACAAGAGAUGAGUACCAUAACAUCAAAUGCUCCGACAUCUGCAGAUGCUUGUCUCAGUAUUGUACACAGCCUCAUGUGUCAUCGUCAAGGUGGUGAGUCAGAGGGAUUUGCCAAGCGAGCUAUAGAAAGUUUGGUGAAGAAGUUAAAGGAAAAGCGUGAUGAAUUGGAUAGCUUAAUAACGGCUAUUACAACCAAUGGAGCUCAUCCAAGCAAGUGUGUGACAAUACAACGGACUCUGGAUGGCAGACUGCAGGUGGCAGGACGCAAGGGGUUUCCACAUGUCAUCUAUGCAAGAAUUUGGCGGUGGCCAGAUUUACACAAGAACGAGUUGAAGCAUGUGAAGUAUUGCCAGUUUGCAUUCGACCUGAAGUGUGAUUCCGUAUGUGUAAACCCAUACCAUUAUGAACGUGUGGUAUCACCAGGAAUAGAUCUGUCUGGAUUAUCCCUACAAUCUGGACCAAGUCGACUGGUGAAAGAUGAAUAUUCUGCUGGUGUGGUGGGAGGUAGUGGCAUGGAAGUGGAUGGAGAUGUAGGAGUGAGUCAUGCUGUACCACAAACAAUACAGCACCAUCCUCCACCACCCCAGUUCUCUCUUGGCCUCCAACAGCAGCAGACAGCAGGUGACUCAGUUGCUCUGUUCGGAGCUCCCGGGGCUGGGCGGACCACCAAGAUGGAGCCGCCACCACCACCAGACACCUGCCCACGUUCCACAUGGGUGCCCACCAGGCUGUCACAUUCUUCUGGAGCUGCUGGUGCUUCUGGUCAUGGUUUGGUGCAUUCAGUUGUAUCUCCUACAAGUGGAACACCAAAUGCACUGACUUCCCAGCAGACCUCUGUGACCCCUUCACAGUCUGUGGUUGCACCAGGUGCGUUGGUAUCUCCCACUCAAACCUUGGGUACUGCUGGACCGGGCUCCUUCUUUGGGACAGACAGUUUGUCGUCUAGUGGCGACACACAAGCUGUGCUUGCUGCAUCACUCAGUGGCAGUCAGCAGCAGAGUCCUACGACUGCACCAGUCUCACCACAUCUGCAGCAGAAUGGCUUCACCAACUCUGGUACACUUAGUAGUACAUCACCAAACCAACAGCAGCAGCAGCAACCAUUUAGUGGAGCUCAGGGAACAUGGACUGGCAAUAAUACUCUCACCUACACCCAAAGCAUGCAGCCUCCUGAUCCUCGUUCACAUCAUCCAGGAUAUUGGGGACACAAUGCAGCACAGCUUGGCUCAGAUGUUGCUUUGACAGGUUUGCUGUCAACACAACCUCCACCAGAGUACUGGUGCUCAGUGGCAUACUUUGAAUUAGACACGCAAGUUGGUGAAACAUUCAAGGUGCCAUCUGCCUGCCCUAAUGUGACAGUAGAUGGUUAUGUUGAUCCCUCAGGAGGUAACCGGUUCUGUCUGGGAGCACUUAGCAAUGUUCAUCGUACAGAACAGAGUGAAAAGGCUAGGCUACACAUUGGUAAAGGUGUGCAGCUGGAUCUCAGGGGUGAAGGAGAUGUGUGGUUACGCUGUCUCAGUGACCAUUCAGUCUUCGUACAAAGUUAUUAUCUGGAUCGAGAAGCUGGACGGGCUCCUGGAGAUGCUGUGCACAAGAUCUAUCCGAGUGCAUAUAUCAAGGUAUUUGAUCUUGGGCAAUGUCAUCUGCAAAUGCAGCUGCAGGCAAAAACAGCUCAAGCAGCAGCUGCAGCCCAGGCUGCCGCUGUUGCUGGUCACAUCCCAGGACCACACUCAGUUGGUGGCAUUGCCCCAGCCAUCAGUCUGAGUGCAGCAGCAGGUAUUGGUGUGGAUGACUUGCGGAGGUUGUGUAUCAUAAGGCUUAGUUUUGUGAAAGGCUGGGGACCUGAUUACCCCAGACAGUCCAUCAAAGAGACUCCAUGCUGGAUCGAGGUACACUUGCAUCGUGCUCUGCAGUUGCUGGAUGAGGUUCUCCACACAGUGCCAAUUGAUGGGCCUCGAGGCAUUGAGUGAAUGUGAGAUUUGAUAUGUACUCUGACAUAACGCACUGCCAUGUGUAUUUAUUAUACUUAUCACGUUAAUCACGAGAUGUGAUGCUUUUGACAGUAGAGCAGUCUUUUUUUUUUCUUUAUAGGGAUGGGAGUAAUAGGGCUUUUACAGUUGUUGAUUAUAAUUUUUAUUUUAUAUUGCUGACAUUAGCCAUAAAAAUAGUGUGGUUUUCUCUUUUCAUCCAGUUUCAGUGUAAAAUUUUCCCCUCUAAGAGAUCUCAUUGCUUGGAACUGUUUUUUAAAACAAACUCUGUAUAAUUUAAUUAAUUUAAAUAAGGAGCUGUAAGUGAAAUGCUAGUGAAUGAAAAUGUGUUUGUGCUGUCCCAUCCUUUAUUCUUGGACUGGAAGUAGCAGUGAAUGAUAUGUUACAGUGCAUGUUGUUUAGAAGAUAUGUUUCAUAUGAGACUUAGAGGUAGUUACAACUGAAUCUGUACAGAAGUUAAAGUGCAGGCAUUAGCUCAGAUGCUGAGUACAGCAUUCAUCUACUGAAUUACAGGAAUAGAUCAAAUUUACAGUGGGCAGUAUUUUUGUCCAUCCAUAUUGUGCAAAAGUUGUUAAUGUUACUGACCUAAAAUAUUACUUAAAAUAGCUUGGUUCCAUAAAUGCAGCAUUCUGUACAUAGAUUUGUGCCAUGUUUAUUAUCCCCUCCCUUUAUUAUAAUUUUUUAUUUUUAUUCUUUUUUUUUAGCAAUACAGAUUAAAUCUGUAAUGUUGAAUAUGUGGUUCUCACAGUGGUGGCUUUGGAGAAUUCUGUGGUGAAAGUCAACUGACGUUUCUAAAGAACAUCAUUUGACUUUUACAAGAGUGCACAGUGUUGUAUCGCAGAAGACAGAACUCUCCUUGAAAUGUUUAUUAAUAUGGUUGAUAGUUUCAUGUUAAACA
This is a messenger RNA of Cryptotermes secundus, 3587 nucleotides long. RefSeq names its product mothers against decapentaplegic homolog 4 (gene Med). The record is from RefSeq and is a predicted model, not a curated record. Lineage: Eukaryota; Metazoa; Arthropoda; Insecta; Blattodea; Kalotermitidae. Gene Ontology annotation, biological process: anatomical structure morphogenesis; regulation of transcription by RNA polymerase II; transforming growth factor beta receptor signaling pathway. The transcript is spliced from 13 exons. Gene Ontology annotation, molecular function: I-SMAD binding; DNA-binding transcription factor activity, RNA polymerase II-specific; RNA polymerase II cis-regulatory region sequence-specific DNA binding. Bases 710 to 2671 code for a protein of 653 amino acids. Gene Ontology annotation, cellular component: heteromeric SMAD protein complex.